ACAUAAUAAUAGAAUGAUUGCUAUUUGAAGCCGCUGAGGUUAAGUGGCAAGAGAUAAACAGACACACAACCCCUCUCUGGAAAGGAUGAGGAAAUCUGCAACCUCAAAAGGAAAAGGGAGGCCCACUCGACUGCAGUGUGGAAGCUCGGUGUAAAGGGAGGGCAUGAGAGGACUGGAGAGGUGCCAGGUGUGGACCAUCCUCGGACACCAGCCUGGUCACUUUUCUAGGACCGCUCAAUGCCUUCUCCUGUCAGUGUCGCAACCCACUGGGUUCAUCCUUCCACUUCCACACUUGGGGCGCGGGGAAGGGCUGAAUGUGGGCACCACUGGUCCCGAGGGCGUGACGGGAAUUUCUCCUUCGGCGGGCGCCCACCUCCUGGCACCCGUGGCACAGCUCCGGGAACGGCUGCGGGCUCAACCGCUGCUUCCCCGACAGCGCCACCGCAGUUCCCCGGAGACAGAAGUGAAGCCGAACCGCCAGAAACCGUAGAUCCAGGGAGGUCGGUGCCGCGAGGAACUCCAGUUCCCCGGGACCGGAAGUGACAGCGGACCGCCGGAAACCGUAGAUCCAGGGAGGUCGGGACCGCGGGGAGCUGUAGCUCCCCGGAACCGGAAGUGAUAGCGGACCGCCGGAAACCGUAGAUUCGGGGAGGUCGGAGCCGCAGGGCGCUGUAGUUCUCCCGCGAAUCAGAGAACUAGGCAGAGAGCGGAGCUGGCGGCCGGGCAGCAUGGCGGGGCUGGAGCUCUUGUCGGACCAGGGCUACCGGGUGGACGGUCGGCGCGCCGGGGAGCUGCGCAAGAUCCAGGCUCGGAUGGGCGUGUUCGCGCAGGCUGACGGCUCGGCCUACAUCGAGCAGGGCAACACCAAGGCGCUGGCGGUGGUCUACGGCCCGCACGAGGCGAGUGGGCGUGCGGGAUGGGAAUCGCGUGACCGCGGGAUCUGCGGGGCAGCCGGGCUGAGCACAGGUUCGGGGACUUGAGAGGUGCGGCCGGCGCGCCUCAGUCUACACAGCCGAUGCUCAGCACUGCAUCUCACUCGGAGUAAAUGCAAGUCUUUAGUGUGCUGCGCGGUGGUCCUGCCUUUCUCAUCGGUCUCUGUGCCUGCGCUCUCCCUCCUCUUUGCGGCUCUUCAACGUGCCAGGCACUCCCCCACUCGCUCCCUCUCCUCUCAGCUCUACUCCGACGUCACUCCUUCCCAGACGGCUUUAUCCAUGCGAUCCGGGGUUCCCGGGCUCGAGCCCUGCCGGACAGGGCCCUAGUGAACUGUCAAUAUAGUUCAGCGACCUUCAGCACAGGUGAGCGCAAGCGACGGCCACAUGGGGACCGGAAGUCCUGUGAGAUGGGCCUGCAGCUCCGCCAGACUUUCGAGGCAGCCAUCCUCACACAGCUGCACCCACGUUCCCAGAUUGAUAUCUAUGUGCAGGUGCUACAGGCAGAUGGUGGGACCUAUGCAGCUUGUGUGAAUGCAGCCACACUGGCAGUGCUGGAUGCUGGGAUACCCAUGAGAGACUUUGUGUGUGCGUGCUCAGCUGGCUUUGUGGACGGCACAGCCCUGGCGGACCUCAGCCAUGUGGAGGAGGCAGCUGGUGGCCCCCAGCUGGCCCUGGCCCUGCUGCCAGCCUCAGGACAGAUUGCGCUGCUUGAGAUGGAUGCCCGGCUGCACGAGGACCACCUGGAGCGGGUGUUGGAGGCUGCUGCCCAGGCUGCUCGAGAUGUGCACACCCUCUUGGACAGAGUGGUCAGGCAGCAUGUGCGUGAGGCCUCUAUCUUGCUGGGGGACUGACCACCCAGCCACCCAUGUCCAGAAUAAAACCCUCCUCUGCCCACACAA
Messenger RNA from Macaca mulatta (Rhesus monkey), 1831 nucleotides. NCBI's taxonomy places the organism in Eukaryota, Metazoa, Chordata, Mammalia, Primates, Cercopithecidae. The record is from RefSeq and is a predicted model, not a curated record.